Molecule: messenger RNA, 384 nt
Organism: Macrosiphum euphorbiae (potato aphid)
Lineage: Eukaryota; Metazoa; Arthropoda; Insecta; Hemiptera; Aphididae
Source: the annotation of a GenBank genome assembly
AUGAGACGUGCGAACGGUGGCGGUAGAGACCCUGCAGGAACAACUAUACGACUGAUUACAUGGUCCAAAAAUAAAAUUUGGGGGAGGGGGAAAAUAAAAUUUGACCAUAGCUGCCGGAAGUGGUACGUAGGACGUCCGCGUGGUGUCGGAGAGAGGUGGUGGUCGGAACGCAAACCGGUGUCGGAGAGUGUGUGCUGGAAAAAUGAGUCGAAAUUGUGUGUAGUCGACUUUCGGUCGGUGUCGUAUUUCAACUUUGGCGCUAGCCCAGCCGAGUGCGGAGGCCAGUUCGGAAUUCCUACGCUGGCGACGGCGACCGACCGUACGCGACGCGCGUACCUCCACCACCACUCCAGCGACCGAUACCGCGCGACGACACAACCUUGA